AUGGGCGUGCGAAGAGAAGAAAGCGGGGAAGAUCUGCGCAUCAGGUCAGAACCGUGGAGGCGGCCCGUGAUCAGCGACCCGUGGAACCUGGCAGGAGGCCAGCGCGGGAUGGAUGGACGGCGUCGCGAAGGCGACGUGGAUGUGCCCACUACGAGCAAGCAGGGUGAUGAGGAGGAAGGGGAAGAGCCCCAGCCUGCUCGAGGCAGCAGAAGGCGCGGCAUCGCCGGCAACGACGGUUCCCCCACUGCGCGGGGCGGCGGAAGGCGCGUCAUCGCCGACGACGACGGUUCCCCCACUGCGCGGGGCGGCGGAAGGCGCGACAUCGCCGACGACGACGAUUCCCCCACUGCGCGGGGCGGCGGAAGGCGCGACAUCGCCAACGACGACGGUUCCCCCACUGCGCGGGGCGGCGGAAGGUUCGACAUCGCCGACGACGACGGUUCCCCCACUGCGCGGGGCGGCGGAAGGCGCGACAUCGCCGACGACGACGGUUCCCCCACUGCGCGGGGCGGUGGAAGGCGCGACAGUGCCGUCAAUGGGGAGAAUUUCCCUGUUGCGCGGGAAGAAGGAAGGCAAGGGUGCAAGAAAAGGGAUGAAGGGAAGCGAGUCCGAUGUGGGAAGGCGCGAAAGGAUGGCGAAGAAGACAGGAAUGGAGAGCGCUCACCUGCUGGGCGGCGCGAAGAGAUGACGCGAAGGAGCGUCAGGGGAGUGGAGCGCCAAAUGGGGGCACGCCAAGAAGAGGAAGAAGGAAAGAGGGCCAAAGCCCGCCUGGGUGGGAGCGGGGGCGCCACGGAGAAGGACGAGAAAGGGGCCGGGGAAGGCGAUCACCGCACGGCUCCAGAGCAGAAGGAGGAGGUCAGAAGCGAAGGGAGCAAGAGCGGCAUCGCCAAGAACGUUCUCCUGUGCAAAGAGAUAGACAAUGGGAAGAUCAAGAAAGGUACAAGAGAGACCGCGAAGAAAACCAGAGGAGAAGCCCGAGUCCAAUUGGAACUAGGAGGCUGCGGCAACAUGGAGAGGGAUCGAGCGGGGCUAGAGCGGCUCGUGAGGGGUUGGAACGAGCACUGUACGGGAUCAGCGCAGGAAGCAGAGGAGAAAAAGGAAAGCAGCGGGGGGCUGCUCUAUCAGAUCGGGGAGGAUCUGGGAGCUGGGAUAUGGGGAGAUAAGCAACGUUAA
Closterium sp. Naga37s-1 is the source of this 1173-nucleotide messenger RNA. NCBI's taxonomy places the organism in Eukaryota, Viridiplantae, Streptophyta, Zygnematophyceae, Desmidiales, Closteriaceae. The record is from the annotation of a GenBank genome assembly.